AUGCAUAUGGCAGCGUAUAGAGGCGAUGAAGCUGGCAUCGCUGCCUUGCUUGCUUCAGGCGCCAACAUUGAUAUAUGCACACCAAGGAAAUUCACGCCCCUGCACACUGCUGCCCAACAUGGCCACGAUCACCUGGUAAUUCUCCUCAUCGAGUCUGGCUGUGACCGUCAUGCCCGGUCGUCCACGGGUAUGACAGCUCUCCACAUGGCAGCCAUGCAGGGCCUCAAGAGCACGGCCAAGCUGCUCCUCAAGUAUGGGCUGGACCCCAAUGCGCGAGAUGAGAAUGGGCACACACCAGAUAAUUGCGCAGAUGUGUGGGGGAUGAACGACAUCCGCUGGUGGUUCCUGAAACUCCAAGACUCAAAUCCGACAUCUCUGCCAAUAUUCAUAUAA
Penaeus monodon (black tiger shrimp) is the source of this 393-nucleotide messenger RNA. RefSeq names its product protein phosphatase 1 regulatory subunit 16A-like. NCBI's taxonomy places the organism in Eukaryota, Metazoa, Arthropoda, Malacostraca, Decapoda, Penaeidae. The record is from RefSeq and is a predicted model, not a curated record. The transcript has a single exon. Gene Ontology annotation, molecular function: protein binding. The coding region runs from base 1 to 393 and encodes 130 amino acids.